CAUUUAGACUGGACUGUAGCUCCAAGUCUCCACCCGACACGUUAGAACUUGAAACAUUUCCCGACUUAAUGAAGUCUGUGAGGGAAUCUGUGAGGACAGGGACAAGAAACAGAUUUUCUAAACACUCCAGACACAAUGUUCACACGUUUGCUAAGAAAUGUUCCGCCAUUCAGGCGAAUCGUUGGUGUCAGAAGUUACUUGAAGUCAAGUCCUGCAGGCUACUCGGUGACAGAGACACCGGAAGCUGAGCCAUCAGCACCUGUCGUUGUGACGUCGGUACCUGGUCCCAGGUCACUAGCCUUAAAGCAAGAAUUGGAUCCAGUACAGAACACAGAUGCUAUCCAAUUUUUUGUGGAUUACAAGAAGAGUUAUGGGAACUAUAUCGCUGAUGUGGAUGGUAACUUUUUGCUGGAUUUGUACACACAGAUAGCCAGUGUUCCUAUUGGCUAUAAUCAUCCACGAAUGACCCAAGUCUUGAAAGAUCCAGAUCAUUUAAGCACCUUUGUCAACAGACCUGCACUUGGAAUAUUUCCUCCAUCAGACUUUGUCCAGACAUUGGCUGACUCCUUGCUGUCAGUAGCGCCACCAGGCAUGCGUCAGGUGAUCACAAUGGGCUGUGGAGCUUGCUCCAUCGAGAAUGGAAUGAAAGCUGCUUUCAUGGCUUAUAGGAGAAAUGAAAGGGGAGGUAAACCUCCAUCCAAAGAAGAACUUGAUUCAUGUUUGAUAAACCAGGCCCCAGGAUGUCCAGAUCUGUCAGUGUUGUCCUUCAAGAACGCUUUCCAUGGCAGGACAAUGGGUGCUUUAGCCUUAACCCAUACCAAAUGGAACCAAAAACUAGAUUUUCCAAGUCCUGAUUGGCCAAUUGCUUCCUUCCCACAGCUCAAGUACCCGCUCCAAGAUUUUGUCUCGGAAAAUUCCACAGAGGAAAAAAGAUGUUUGGCACAAGUUGAAGAUUUGAUAGCACAGUACCGGAAGAAAGGCAAACCAGUUGCCUGUGUUGUCACUGAACCAUUGCAAUGUGAAGGGGGAGAUAACUUUGCUAGCCCACAGUUUUUCCAAGGUCUUCAGGAUAUUUGUAAAAAGAAUUCUAUUUACUUGCUCAUUGACGAAGUUCAAACUGGAGCCGGAGCCACGGGCAAGUUUUGGCUGCACGAACAUUUUAAGCUCCGUGAGCCGCCAGACAUUGUGACCUUCUCCAAGAAAAUGAUGCUGGGCGGCUUGUACUUCAGAGACCACAUGAGACCAACAGAAGGUUACAGGAUCAUGAACACCUGGCUGGGAGACCCUUCCAAAGUUCUGAUGCUUCGAGAAGUGAUCGACGUGAUCAAGGAGGACAACUUAUUGCAGAGGACAGCCGACACAGGGGCGUACCUAUUACAAGUUUUAGAAGAAGCACAGACAAAAAAUCCCAGUCUUCUGUCAAAAGCAAGAGGCAUUGGUGCAAUAGCCGCAGUGGAUCUUCCCGAUGGUCCAACAAGGGACAAAGCACUAGCCAAGAUGAGAGAACUAGGAGUUCAUCUCGGUACUUGUGGUACAGCGACUUUACGAUUAAGACCAACACUAACUCUGGAGAAGAAACAUGUGGACAUCUUUGCAGACAGAUUCCAUCAAGUCAUAAAGCAACUGUCUUAAUGGACACAAAUCAUUCUACUAACUUUAUACAUCACCUCCUGUUCUAACCUUUAUGCAUUCGAUAAUUCUUAUACCAAUUAAAAACACAAUAUUGCAUUCUAUAA
Biomphalaria glabrata is the source of this 1736-nucleotide messenger RNA. Its product is annotated as 4-aminobutyrate aminotransferase, mitochondrial-like. Gene Ontology annotation, cellular component: mitochondrion. The coding region runs from base 136 to 1632 and encodes 498 amino acids. Gene Ontology annotation, biological process: GABA catabolic process. Gene Ontology annotation, molecular function: pyridoxal phosphate binding. The record is from RefSeq and is a predicted model, not a curated record. Lineage: Eukaryota; Metazoa; Mollusca; Gastropoda; Planorbidae. The transcript is spliced from 13 exons.